Rhodofomes roseus is the source of this 2132-nucleotide messenger RNA. RefSeq lists its product as uncharacterized. The transcript is spliced from 2 exons. The record is from RefSeq and is a predicted model, not a curated record. Bases 1 to 1914 code for a protein of 637 amino acids. Lineage: Eukaryota; Fungi; Basidiomycota; Agaricomycetes; Polyporales; Fomitopsidaceae.
AUGCCACAGCCAUGGCUAUCGGCUCGUCAGCAAGCCUAUGACAAGAUCGGCCCUGCGCAGAGGAAAUCAAGUAUCCACGAAGCCCAGAAGCAGAUCCAACACUCCAUUGGACUCUCACUGUGGUUGAAGCCAGCGACCGAGGCAGUAGAGAUCACCUCAGUUCACGUCACAACUUACCCUGCGUUCCGGCUGAGCGACUACCCCACCUUCCGCGAUAUGCUCUGUCCUCCUCAGUCCAGCUCGCCCUUCGUUCAUAUCUACGACCCGAAGACGAAUAAGUGGUCUAUUAUCGCAGCUGAUAGCUAUCGCCAAAUCACUGGGGGUGAGACGAGCCUCCUCCUCCGAACGAUCCCUUCGCUCUCUGCUCCCGACUUUGACCCGAUGGAGUAUCCCGGGAUGGCUGAGGCCAUGCAGGCCCUCCGCAGGAAGCGGUCCUUUGCAACUGUUGAUGACCUGCUCCCAAUGUCAUCGAACUCGGCGGGAUCUGCGAAGCGUGCACGUCUGGACUCCGAGUCGGCAAUCGCACCACGAGCUCCCAGCCCACUCCGUAUUUGCUCGUCGCCUGGCCCUGGUCGUAUCACAGAGCCUGAUGAGCACUUCCCGAGGGUCUCACGAGCUUCGCUCUCUUCCGAUUGGAGGGCCCUUCGUUCUGGUGUGACUGGCACCAUCCCCAGCAACAAUCUGCCAACCAUUGACGAAGAACUGGUCACCGAGGGCACCGAGUCGUCGAUGGGUCGUUCAGCCUCUGUAGGGUCGCCUGAGCCCUCCAUGUCGUCUGGGGCAUCUACCACUGAUGUACCAGCACCAGCCAGUGCGACCCUCUCUGUGCCGACGAUCCCAACUGGUUUCAAGGCAAGGUCGUAUGGUUCAGACGACCUGUCGUUCCCAAAGAGUUUGCCCUUCACCGAUAUCUACAAUGGGCUCGUUAAGGUUCACAACCUCACGUCGCAGAGGGUUCCUCAAGUCGGUCGAGCAAGUGCAUGUUCGCUCGCCUGGCCGAAGUAUGAGUGGCAGAAGAAGCGAUGCAAGGGGUAUGACGAUGCUCGAGCUGAUCUCGGGCGUGGGGAUGCCGAUAUCUGGCAGCGAUGCCUCAACACCCCGAACGCACUCUGGGGCGACUACACUCGCUAUUUGGGAACACUUGGUCGGUCCAGUGCCAAGCCUCUGCAUUUCCCAUGGGACCCAGACGGUGGCCGACCUUCGCAGCCAUCUGCUGAUACCGAGCCUGAGGCGAGCGAACCUCCGACUUCAUCUGAGUCCGUCAAGACGACCAUUUUGUCCCCACCUUCCACUGUUGUCGCUCAGGCGAACCAGCUGCUGUCGUCGAUUUCCGAUGUCGCCCAGGCGAACGAUACGUCACCUCCUUCUCAUGCUCGGGCGCCGAGUGAGCCUCCUCCUCCCCCGAUGAUCGCUCAGGGGAAUGAUUCACCGCCAGCCUCGCCGCCAGCCGUAGAUGAGCUGCCUUCUUUGCAGAUCACUUGGGCGAGCGAGCCACCUCCUCCCUCGCAGAACCCGGGCAACGAGGUGCUAUCUCCUCCGAUGAUCGUUCAGACGAACGAUCCACUGCCUCCUACUAUGCUGGUCGCUCAGAUGAGCGAGUCGCUACCUUCUUUGCAGAUAGCUUGGGCGAGCGAGCCGCCUCCGUUGAUGUUGGCCCAGGCAGAGCUGCCGUCUCUUCCGACGAUUGCUCAGACGAAAAACCCACUUCCACCUCCUUCGAUGGUCGAGCUUCUGGCGAGCGACAACCCUCUUCAACACAUCAACCCCACGUACCCUUCCUUUGAUCCCGAGGUACCAUCGUGGGAUGCUGCAGCCCCUACGUGCACGGCAUACUACGGGCCAAGUGGCUGGUACCCUGUGCUGGAUACGAUCGCUCCCAGCUCAAUUGAAUCCUAUACCGGUAUGUCCCCCUGAGCCUGAGCCAUAUUCACUUCGCCACAGCUGAUGGCGUACAGACCUUGUUCAGUCAAUUCCCGGCGAGUUAGCAGGAUAUCUCGGAGACCUCGCAAUACCUCAGGAUUUGAGUACAUCUGCACCCGAAAGUGGUUCUGCGACGAGCCCCUUGGCUGGGUGAGUAAUAGCGUGUCCCUUCGGUGGAACUUGCAGGCCAGUACAUACAGACCGACCACUAA